This is a messenger RNA of Musa acuminata AAA Group (dessert banana), 348 nucleotides long. RefSeq names its product protein S40-1-like. The transcript has a single exon. The record is from RefSeq and is a predicted model, not a curated record. NCBI's taxonomy places the organism in Eukaryota, Viridiplantae, Streptophyta, Magnoliopsida, Zingiberales, Musaceae. Bases 1 to 348 code for a protein of 115 amino acids.
AUGGAGGAGUUCCAGGAGGCUGACAUCUUGUGGCCUCACGACGGUCGUUACGACGGCGCUGCUGCCACCGUGCCAUGGCGUGGCUGGCACGGAGCUCCGAGGAAACCAACUGGCCCAAUCAAGAUCCCUGCAAAAGCUCAGGCCAGCUUUAUGCAUGAUGAUGGUAAUGGCAAUGAUAGUAGUACAAUGAGAGCGAUGAUCCCGCCGCAUGUUACUGUGGCUGAGAGGAUCGCCGGCGACAAGAUGGCCUUCUCGGUGUUCAUCGGAAACGGGAGAAUGCUCAAAGGCUGGGAUCUUCAACGUGUGAGGACUUCCGUCCUAAGGAUGACCAGAUUCCUUGAGGGAUGA